This is a messenger RNA of Cygnus olor (mute swan), 3956 nucleotides long. It is a transcript of the gene KREMEN1, whose product is annotated as kringle containing transmembrane protein 1. The record is from RefSeq and is a predicted model, not a curated record. The transcript has 10 exons. Gene Ontology annotation, cellular component: plasma membrane. Lineage: Eukaryota; Metazoa; Chordata; Aves; Anseriformes; Anatidae. Gene Ontology annotation, biological process: Wnt signaling pathway; multicellular organism development. The coding region runs from base 1007 to 2359 and encodes 450 amino acids.
UGUCCGUAUGCAUCUUCGCGAGUCCCCGCGUCCGUGUCCGUGCCGCGUCUCCGGGCCACGCAAGGAGCUGCGGUCCGCCUGCAGUCGUUCCUCCCCGCGCCUUCUGUGCACGGGCCGCACCAAUAUAGUUUCACCGUCCCGUCCUCUCCGUUGGGCGGGACGUGCCUUUCUGCAACUUCAGAGCGACUCUCCCGCAUCGCACCGCGUGGGGCUGCCACCUCACCGCCCUCGUAGACGCUCACGGAGCUCACGGAGCACACGGCCCUACCGCGCGCCCCUCGCGGCCCCACCGUGCCCCCGCAGAGCGACCGUGCGAGACCGGCGUUCUUUCUCCUUCCCGCGCUCUUCCCCGCAGGAAAGAGAGACACGCUGUAUCUGCAUGCUCCCAUCUGCUGGCAGGCAGUCCCCAUGGGACCCCAGCCUAGCAGAGGCCGAGCGCGGGGCCGGGACAGUGGCUGGCCGUAGCCAGAGCCCUCGGCUGGGCCGCGGGGCUGACGGGCUAUGCCGCGUAUCUUCCGCGGCCACAGUCGGGGGACUGUCUGCGAGAGGCCAGAGGGGGAUGCCGAGGGAGACACACGGCUCGCUGGGCGGUGCCGGGGCUGGUGCCGGGGCUGUUGCCGGGGGUGGCCCCGCCGCUGCCUCGCUGGCGGACAGGCGGCUCUGCUCGCGAGGAGGGCUCCGCGGAGCCCCUGUGCUGGCACCCGGAGCGAGCACCAGCAGCCCAAACCCGUCGGUGUCAGACGUAAAAGCAGCAGUUCCGCGAUCCUCUGAUGCAGCAGGACCAGCAGGUUGGGAUGUUGGUUUCUUAUCCUUUCCUGUCACAUGGCUGGUAAUAGGAUCCCUCAUCUGCCACUCGGCACCUCGCUGGGGCGCAGUUACAGGACACAUGCAGUAGGGCCUCCGCUUCCCGCACUUUGCGCUCUUCACGGCCGUCCGCAACCACCUCUGCCCCGGGAGCGCUGCGGCUGCCGCCUGCCAGCGCGGCGCGGCCCGGCGGCCCCUUGCCAUGGAGCCCCCCGCCCUCGCCGCCGUUCUGGCCUUCUCAGGGCUGGCGCUGAGCUGCUGCCGCGAGCCCGUUCUCUCCGAAUGUUAUACAGCAAAUGGGGCUGACUAUCGUGGCACUCAGAACCAGACCUCCCAAUACGCAGGGAAACCUUGUCUUUUUUGGAAUGAGACCUUUGAGCAUCCAUAUAAUACUUUGAAAUAUCCCAAUGGGGAGGGAGGGCUUGGAGAGCAUAACUACUGCAGGAACCCUGAUGGAGAUGUCAGCCCAUGGUGCUACAUUGCGGAGCAUGAAGAUGGAAUAUAUUGGAAAUACUGUGAGAUUCCAUCCUGCCGAAUGCCAGGGAAUCUAGGGUGUUACAAAGACCAUGGAGAGCCACCACCUUUGACUGGCACCAGCGAGACCUCCAAUAAACUUACUAUCCAAACAUGCAUUAGUUCCUGCCGAAGUCAACAAUUUAAGUUUGCAGGCAUGGAAUCAGGUUAUGCCUGUUUCUGUGGAAAUAAUCCUGACUACUGGAGAUACGGGGAGGCAGCCAGUACGGAAUGCAACAGUGUUUGCUUUGGAGACCAUACUCAGCCUUGUGGUGGGGAUGGCAGAGUCAUUCUUUUUGACACCCUUAUUGGUGCCUGUGGAGGGAAUUACACUUCUGCUACAGCUGUGAUCUAUUCCCCAGAUUUUCCCGACACAUAUGGCACAGGCAGAGGAUGUUACUGGACCAUACAAGUCCCAGGAGCAUCUCAAAUCCACUUCAGCUUUGUCCUUUUUGAAAUCAAAGAUGCUACAGAUAUGGUGGAAUUACUGGACGGCUAUACCUAUCAUGUUCUAGCUCGUUUUAACGGCAAGAACCGUCCUCCCCACACCUUCAACAUCUCUUUGGAUUUUGUUAUUUUGUAUUUUUUCUCGGAUGAAAUCAAUCAAGCACAAGGAUUUGCUAUCAGGUAUAGAGCUGUGAAGGACAGUGUGCAUCAAAACAAGAUUACAAUGAAUCAGACCCUUUCAGAGAAGAUACAUGAACAUGCAAAUCUCAGUAUCAAUGCAGCUCGGUCAUCAAAGAUACUUUAUGUCAUCACAACCAGCCCAAGUCAUCCUAGUAGCUCCAUGCCUGAGUGGACAAUAUAUAGUCUCACGGCGCUGCUCAUCCUAAGUGUUACAGCCAUAUUGGCAAAGAUAUUUCUCCACAUUAGCAUGAAAUCCCAUCAAACACCAUCUGCAAAUGAAAUGGAAGAUUCCAAUGAGGUUACUGCUGCUGGUGAGAUCUGGAGUAUAUUUUACCAGCCAUCCACAUCAAUAUCCAUCUUCAAGAAGAAGCUUCGAAGUCAACAAGAUGAUUGCAGUCCAUUAGUGGGAAACUGAAGUGUCUUUUAUUUUACAGGAACCAAUCUUCGUAAAAUCCAGCACUUACUUCAACAAAUUGAAAAUAGCUGCAGAAUGGGAAUUUCUCUGGAAUUUUAUCUGAAUGGCCUUCCAAACUCCUACCUAGUAGUUCUCUCAACAGGAUGGACAGGCUGCAAAUGUAUUAUUGGCAGCAUAAUGUAUUAUUGGCCACAACUUCAAAGGCAACUGUUUUGACAAUACCAUCAUGAGGAGUUGCUUCUCACAUACACACAUUCCAGCCCCUGCCCCCUUCCACACUUUGUUGUGCUGGUAUGCCUGGCUAUGUGGUAGUGCAAUAAACUGAUCAGGUUAAAAAUUACCAUCAUUGUUUCUUCACUCAGUUAGACUAGAGUAGUUCAUUUGGAAGGGACCUUCAGAGAUCAUCUAGUCCAACUUCCUGACCACUUCAAGACUAACCAACAAUGAAAACAUAUUAUUGAGGGCAUUGUCCAAAUGCUUCUUGAACACUGACAGGCAUGGGGCAUCAACCACCUCACCAGGAAGCCUGUUCCAGUGUUGGACCACCCUCGCGGUAAAUAAAUUUUUCCUAAUGUCCAGUCUGAGCCUCCUCUGGCACAGCUUUGUGCUAUUCCCUCAUGUCCUGUCAUCGGUCACCAGGAAGCAAAGACCGACACGUCCCUCUCCAUUCCCCUGCUCAGGAAUUUGUAGCACAACGAGGUGAUCUCUCAGCCUUCUUUUCUCCAGAUUAGACAACCAGGCAUCUUCGGCCUCUCCUCAUAGGGCAUGCCCUCCAGCCCUUUUAUCAGCUUUGUUGCCCUCCUCUGGAUACUUUUAAGGACCUUAACAUCCUGUUUCUACUGUGGAGACCUGAACUGUACACUAUAUUCAAGCUGAGGCUGCACCAAGACCAAACAUAGUGGGAGAAUCACCAGAAGUGACUGGCUAUGCUGUGUUUAAUGCACCCCAAAGUGCGAUUUGCCCUCUUGGCUGCCAGGGCACACUGAUGAUUCAUGUCGAGCCUGUUGUUGACCGGCACCCCAGAUCCUUUCCUGCAGAGCUGCUCUCCAGCCACUUGUCUCCCAGCUGUUACUUUUAGCAAUGAGAAAUUCUCUUAUCUUGCUUAUUGGGUGGUUUCACAGAAAUGUGAGCUAUCUUAGCUAUGGGGAGAAUAAGCCAUAGGAAAAAGAUAGGAGUGCACCAAAAGCAGGGGCAGUGAGUACUUAUGGAUGGCACUGCCACUGUAGCAUUUUGUGAAACUGCCUCUUAACUUUAUGCAGCAUGUCAGUUACAGUAGCCUACAGAAUACCUGGACUUUGGAUGGUAACCAGCUGGAAAGGUGGCCUUCCUAAUUCAAAAUCUACUUUAAAAAAAAUAGGUUUGUUUGUUGACUAAAUGAUUUUAUAUGUACUUUUGUCUUAAUAUUGUUAUGUUGGAGGGAAAAUAGAGACUGUAAUUUAAAAAUGUGUUAUCUGUUAUCAUAGUAAUAUAUAUAUUUAUAUAUGUAUAGGAAAUGCAUUAUUUAAUACAGCAUAUUAUGCUUGUAUCUUGCUAACAUUUCAUAGGAAGAAAAGAUGUUAGUUUACAUUCUGAGAAAAAAUAAAUAUUUUAUACAUUG